This is a messenger RNA of Erigeron canadensis, 1545 nucleotides long. Its product is annotated as amino acid transporter AVT1I-like. The transcript is spliced from 3 exons. NCBI's taxonomy places the organism in Eukaryota, Viridiplantae, Streptophyta, Magnoliopsida, Asterales, Asteraceae. Bases 83 to 1393 code for a protein of 436 amino acids. The record is from RefSeq and is a predicted model, not a curated record. Gene Ontology annotation, cellular component: plasma membrane.
UACAUACAUUUGUUACAUGCUCAUCUUUAUUUUCUCUUCCUUCGAUCUUGCUGCUUAAAAUAAAACAACAAUAACUUUACACAUGGAAGGAGAAAAGCAGCAAGAUUAUUCCCUAAAAAUACCUUUAUUGCUUAACAACAAUGAUACAAAAGCAAAGGCGGAUGAACACCACCACAAAACUGGGGCGGGGGCCGAGGCCCCCGACACCAGCAUGGUCACUUCUUCCUUCUUUAACACAUGUUUCAAUGGACUCAAUGCUCUAUCAGGUGUUGGAAUUCUGUCUGUUCCAUAUGCAUUGGCAUCAGGAGGAUGGUUAAGCUUGAUACUACUUUUCACAAUAGCCAUGUCAACUUUCUACACAGGAUUACUUAUAAAAAGAUGUAUGGAUGCUGAUCCCACAAUAAGAAGUUAUCCGGAUAUUGGGGAUCGGGCAUUUGGUAAAACAGGCAGAAUCAUUGUAUCAGUCACCAUGAACAUAGAGCUUUACUUGGUUGCUACGGGUUUUUUGAUCUUAGAAGGCGAUAAUUUAAGCAACUUACUGCCAGGAAUAAUGGACUUUGAUGUUUAUGGAAUUCAUGUAGGUGGCAAGAAAAGCUUUGUUGUUAUCGUUGCAGCCAUCAUACUCCCCACGAUUUGGUUAAAUAACAUGAGCAUUCUUUCGUAUAUAUCAGCAAGUGGUGUGCUAGCGUCUUUGAUUAUUCUAGGUUCGAUUAUGUGGGUUGGUGAGUUUGAUGGUGUCGGGUUUCAGGAAAAAGGUACUCUUGUAAAUUGGAGUGGAAUGCCUUCGGCUAUAAGUUUGUAUGCCUUUUGCUACUGUGCUCAUCCAGUUUUUCCUACCUUGUAUAUUUCGAUGAAAAACCAACGUCAGUUCUCAAAGGUGCUGCUACUAUGUUUCGUCUUCUGCACGAUUACUUACUCAUCAAUGGCAGUUUUUGGUUACCUUAUGUUUGGUUCACAUGUAGAGUCACAGAUUACCUUAAACCUUCCUACCAACAAAAUAAGCUCAAGAGUGGCUAUAUGCACCACACUAGUGAAUCCUAUAGCUAAAUACGCAUUGAUGGUAACACCAAUUGUCAACUCUAUUGAACAAAGAUUUAUGUCUUUCUACAACACAAGGAGGUUUAGCAUCUUGAUCAGAACAGCAUUGGUUAUAAGCACAGUAAUAGUAGCCUUGGCACUCCCUUUCUUCGGGUAUUUGAUGUCACUUGUGGGAGCGUUUUUAAGUGUUACUGCAUCGAUCAUACUCCCAUGCUUGUGUUACUUAAAAAUUUCAGGCAUUUACCGUCGAAUGGGACUUGAGGUGGUGGUCAUUGGAUUCAUUGUAUUCAUAGGAAUUUUGGUUGCAGUUGUGGGUACUUAUGUGUCGUUGAAAGAUAUAGCACGAAAUCUAUAGCAUUCCGAUACCUUUUUGGAAACUUCAUAACAAUGUUGGUUGAUUAUUUUAGGAUUCAGUUUUGGGUUCCUAGUGAUUUGUAAUGUGGUACAUUCUUUACAGUAGUUUACAAAGAAACAUAAUUUGGAGAUGAUAGAUGGUUUUAAUACUAA